This is a messenger RNA of Nannospalax galili (Upper Galilee mountains blind mole rat), 3249 nucleotides long. It is a transcript of the gene Zfp3, whose product is annotated as ZFP3 zinc finger protein. Gene Ontology annotation, biological process: regulation of transcription by RNA polymerase II. Gene Ontology annotation, cellular component: nucleus. The record is from RefSeq and is a predicted model, not a curated record. The transcript is spliced from 2 exons. The coding region runs from base 232 to 1983 and encodes 583 amino acids. Gene Ontology annotation, molecular function: RNA polymerase II cis-regulatory region sequence-specific DNA binding; DNA-binding transcription activator activity, RNA polymerase II-specific. Lineage: Eukaryota; Metazoa; Chordata; Mammalia; Rodentia; Spalacidae.
CAUGGAAAGGGAGAGAUGAGAUGGGAGGGAUGCGGGCUGCAGCAGUCCGCGUGCAAAGCGAAGCGGAGUCUCAAGCCUUCCAGCUCACGGGAAGGGCUUUGCGGAGCUCCACGCGUGCAGAGCGGCUGCUCCCGGGGCGGAAGUGCAUCCCUGGAGCCGUUCUAGGAAACCCGGAGGACCCAGCGUGUCAGUGAUCCAGGGGCUGAAGUGGGCAUCGCCGGGUGCACAGGGAUGGUCCAGAUUGUUGACCGGCCAGCGCCGGCCUGGCAGUCCCGGGGUCAGCGUGAAAACUGGCCUAGGAGGCUGGAAAAGGCCAGAAGGCAGCGACCCGCUGACCAUCUGUGUCUCCAGCCAGUGCGGCGCGCGCUGAUUGGCUGGAGUGCCCUGGGCACCGGAAGUGGCCGGUGCCCGUCGCCAGUGACACCGAGACAACAGCUGCAGUGUGGGUGCGCCACGGUGCAGCGCCCAGAGCGGAGCGAUUGUGAGAUGGGUACUGAGAAAAAGGAGGUGAUUCCCAAGGAAGAAAUUUCUGAAGAAUCUGAGCUACAUGGGCCAACAUUAGAAAAACUUUCAAAGGUGGUUUACCAAGGUCAUGAAUUUGGAGCAGUAUGUGAGGAAGACAUAUUAGAGGGCCAUUCGAGGAUGUCCUCAGAACAGAUUAUAGAGCAGAUGUCUCCACAGGAGAGAGACUUUACAUCAGGGUUGAUUAUCUUUAAGAAGUCACCUUUCGAUGAAAACGACCAGGAUAAUAGUGAAAGUGAGAGAGGCUACAGUCCCAGCCCAAGUGUAGUGAUAUAUCACAGAGAUACAACAGCAUUUACUACCUCCAGCCAAAACUUCAUAGAGAAUUUAGAACUUAAGAAAGCACAGAGGACUUCUGUGGGAGAAAAACCUCAUACAUGUAAAGAAUGUGGGAAAGCCUUUAAUCAGAACUCACAUCUCAUCCAGCAUAUGAGAGUUCAUAGUGGAGAAAAACCCUUUGAAUGCAAAGAAUGUGGAAAGACAUUUGGAACUAACUCCAGCCUUCGAAGGCAUCUGAGAAUUCAUGCUGGAGAGAAACCCUUUGCUUGUAAUGAGUGUGGGAAGGCCUUCAUUCAAAGUUCGCAUCUUAUCCACCAUCAUAGAAUUCAUACUGGAGAGAGGCCUUAUAAAUGUGAAGAAUGUGGUAAAGCCUUCAGUCAGAAUUCAGCCCUUAUUCUUCACCAGAGAAUCCACACUGGAGAGAAACCUUAUGAAUGUAAUGAAUGUGGGAAGACAUUUAGGGUUAGCUCACAGCUUAUUCAACAUCAGAGAAUCCAUACUGAAGAAAGAUAUCAUGAGUGCAAUGAGUGUGGCAAAGCCUUCAAGCAUAGCUCGGGGCUGAUCAGACACCAGAAAAUUCAUACUGGAGAAAAACCUUAUCUGUGUAAUGAAUGUGGGAAAGGCUUUGGUCAGAGUUCUGAGCUCAUCCGUCAUCAAAGAAUUCAUACAGGGGACAAACCCUAUGAGUGCAAUGAAUGUGGGAAAACUUUUGGCCAGAAUUCAGAGAUUAUUAGACAUAUUCGAAUUCAUACUGGUGAGAAGCCCUAUGUAUGUAAAGAAUGCGGGAAGGCCUUCAGGGGAAAUUCAGAACUUCUUAGACAUGAGAGGAUUCACACUGGAGAGAAACCCUAUGAAUGUUUUGAGUGUGGGAAGGCUUUCAGGCGAACCUCUCACCUAAUUGUCCACCAGAGGAUCCACACUGGAGAAAAACCCCAUCAGUGUAAUGAGUGUGCAAGAACCUUUUGGGAUAACUCUGAGCUGCUUCUUCACCAGAAAAUUCAUAUUGGAGAGAAACCUUAUGAAUGUAGUGAGUGUGAGAAAACAUUCAGCCAGCACUCCCAACUUACCAUUCACCAGAGGAUUCACACUGGAGAAAAGCCUUACGAGUGCCAGGAAUGUCAGAAGACCUUCAGUAGGAGCUCUCACCUCCUACGACAUCAAAGUGUUCACUGUAUUGAAUGAUCUGCGAAACAGGAACGAUUACUGUGGAAAGGCUGAAGUCAGACUUCUUCAUUUGUUUAUAAUCUGAAUCCCAGGUUCUCAGAUCAAAUGAAUGGACAGAACUUCCUAUACCUUUCUACUGAGUUUUAUUUCAAUAGUUGGUUGAAAGCGAUGAGGUACUUUUAUGAACUAUUUAUUGAUGUGUUUCAGUGUACUGAGUUAAAUCAUAAAAGUUGUUUCAGGUCUUAAUUCUCCUCUGUCCCUUCUUCCUUCAUUCUUCCCUGCUCCAUAGGAGUCUGAAUCUGGCAUCUAGCCUAAAUUAUUGCCCUGUAAAAAGCAGGGAACAGGAUUCACCACCUUCUAAGAAUUUCAGAAUUGACUCAUUGUACAUUGUCUUCUGAGAUGUUAGAAAAUCAUGACCUAGAGGACCUCUCAUGCUCCUGCCCACUGCUUAGCCUGGGAAUAAUUUAGUAAGCUGUUUGUUGUGCCUCAGAAUCUUCCAAUGCUGUCACAUUCCCUGAAGAUGGCAAGGUUGAUGGAAAAGCAGGAAGCCUGGGCCUUUUCACAUUUCCUGCCAGCCUUCCUUAUUUAUUUGAAGAGGGUGUCAUGAAGAAGGAAACAAUUUAUGGGAUUGUAAGUGCAAAUCUGAGAAUCCAGAGAGGCUGAUUAGGCAAGGCCAGGAGAGAAGCAGUUGAAGCCAGACUGCUGACAUGGGCAGAAGAGGCUAUCCCUGCAUCAGGGCUGUUAACACCGACUUUCCCCAAGAAUCUGCUACACACACUUGACCCUGGCUUCUGCUGCUGCUGACAGAUCCUGGGUCAAGAAGUAGCACACAGAACUGUGUUGCUAUACGCCAACUGGCGGUGGUGGUGAGCUGGACAACCUGACUAACCAGGCCUGGCCUUUCCAAAGCACUUGAGCUCUCAUGACCUGGACCCCAUUGCUGGGGACAGCUCUUGCCUUGUCUGAUAGCCUUAGAAUUCUUUUUUCAAUGUCUCUACGUGUCCACUGUGUUCUCUAUUUCUCAUGUCUCCAUGCACUAAAGAAAACCUAACAGGCCUGAGAGCUACACCUUCAGUAAGACACUUGCUGGUCUCUAAUUUUCCCAUCUGCAAAAUAAGAGGAGUUGAACUAAAUGAUCUCUGAAGUUUCAACCAGCCUAAUAAUUCCUUGAUUCUCUUAAAAAUAUAAUACUAGCCAGGUCGGGUGGCACAUGCCUGUAGUCCCAGCACUUGGGAGGCAGAGGCAAGUGGAUCUCUGUGAGUUCAAGGCCAGCCUGGUCUACCU